Messenger RNA from Anastrepha obliqua, 1861 nucleotides. Its product is annotated as trichoplein keratin filament-binding protein. NCBI's taxonomy places the organism in Eukaryota, Metazoa, Arthropoda, Insecta, Diptera, Tephritidae. Gene Ontology annotation, biological process: apoptotic process. Gene Ontology annotation, cellular component: keratin filament. The transcript has a single exon. The record is from RefSeq and is a predicted model, not a curated record. Bases 80 to 1696 code for a protein of 538 amino acids.
AUUUUUUUUUUAAUAUUUUGCAGUUUCCGCCCCUUGUGAGAAGCGAACAUUAUCGAGUGCCAAACAAUAAACGACGAAGAUGGCCGUUCGUUCCCAUCAGAUUCAGGCGCUUUUUGCGCGCCGUCGAGAAAUCGAACAUGAGCGCAUUGAGCGCACGGCUGCAGUUAAUCGUUAUUACGACCAUUGGGGCAAAGUGACGACUCGCUACGAAAACUGGACCAAGCCGGAGUACUACAAGAAUGCGGAAGAGCAGCUAAAGCAACGUCGCGAGAAGCGUGAAAAGGAGCAACAAACGUCUCAACGUCGCGAACGUUUGCGCGAACUCUUCGAAAAGGAGAAGGCUAUGUAUGAAAAAGAGUUGCUUGCACGCGAUAGGCCCCGACCACGCAAGAUUAACGCAACCAACGAACAAUUGCAGAAGAUUGAGCAAAAUGAGAGAGAGCGUGAGAAUAUCAAGCGUAAACUGGAUUUGGAGGCUAAGUUGUACGGGCGUUGGCGUCAUGGCGUAGACGAUGACAAUGUUUUGUUCGAAUCAAAGUCCAGCAAUGAGACGCUAGCCAAACUCAAUUGGCUGGAUAAGAAAAUCGAAGAACAGUUGAAUCGUGAGCGUGAAGAAGCAGUGACACAAGAACGAAAUUUGCGUUUACAGGAGGAGAUCAAUCGUACCGAGCAGGUGCAAAGAGAACGUCAACUGAUACGUGAAAAGGAGAUCAAAGAGAUACGUGGAUUGCAGGAGAAGCAUAUGGAGGAAUUGAAGCGGCGCCAGCUAGAGGCGGACGAAUUAAAGAAGGAGGAGCAGCUUUUGCGCACGUGUCUGGCUGAUUUGGAAAAAGAGUUGGAGUUAUUGGAGGAGAGCUGUACGUUAGUGGCGGACAUAACUGACGUGUCGCAGGCAUAUAAUUUGAAAAAAAUCAAAGUUUACAUACGCAAAAGGUCCGAGGCAUUCUGCAAUCAGAUCAAACUCUGCAUAAGCGUAUUAGAGCGGCUGAACGCUUACACUACACGCAACGAAACCGUUAAGAAUCUAUUGAACAAAUACAAAGAGCACUUGGAGGCGUCGGCAUUCACACUCUCACAAGUCGAAGCCAUGUACGAAUCGGAGGCAAAGUACAACAUGCAACGUCUUGAGUCCGCAUGGCAACAACAGCAUUUGGAACGUUACCAUGAAGUAAAGCAACUGCUGAGCGAUGAGCGUUGCACGUUUGGCGCGCGUAUCAGCGAAAAUCUUCAGCGUCAAACAGAUGCUUAUGAAGUGCGCUCCACCCACCUCUCGGCUCUCGAGAGUUCCAACGAGAAGCUAAAGCAAUUAAUAGCAGAGGAACAGCAAUCGCCACGCAGCGCCGGUUGUAAUUCCACACCGCAGCUGUGCGACGUUGAUACUUGUGGCGAUGGCGCAGAUCGCGCUUCAGUGGCUGAUGACAACGUAAGCAUUGCACAACUCAUGCCGAGCAAUUCACGCAUAGCGAGUGCUCCCAAUUCUGCGACACGUUUCGGGCGCCGCAAAUGCACGCCUGCCGAACUGCCCAAAGUGGUCAACUCUUUCACGAAUUUGAACCUGGACGUUUGGCAGGACUUGCCGGCAGCGCGCCACGAUAUCGACACAGCGCGCUUGGACACGCAACGAUCGCUGUGCGCAGUCACACCGGAAUCGUCAGCCCGUCCAAAGUUCGCGCGAAAACGCGUAGCCUGGACAUGAGCCGCACGAUUUUUCUGCAUAUCAACUGAGUUUAAGAAUUUGUUAGUAAAGAUGCAUUUUCGUAAUUUUUGUGAGUCGUAGUUUUAGAACAUAUUUCCAUAAGCAUUUUCACAAAAUUUUGCAUAAAUUGAAGAAAAAUUACAUAAUUAUCAAAUUUGCAUUAUU